Messenger RNA from Sinocyclocheilus rhinocerous, 3724 nucleotides. RefSeq names its product thioredoxin reductase 2, tandem duplicate 2 (gene txnrd2.2). The coding region runs from base 247 to 1788 and encodes 513 amino acids. The transcript has 17 exons. The record is from RefSeq and is a predicted model, not a curated record. Gene Ontology annotation, molecular function: flavin adenine dinucleotide binding; glutathione-disulfide reductase (NADPH) activity; thioredoxin-disulfide reductase (NADPH) activity. Gene Ontology annotation, biological process: cell redox homeostasis; cellular response to oxidative stress; glutathione metabolic process. NCBI's taxonomy places the organism in Eukaryota, Metazoa, Chordata, Actinopteri, Cypriniformes, Cyprinidae. Gene Ontology annotation, cellular component: mitochondrion; cytosol.
ACUGGACGUACAGUAAGCUGGACGGGAUCAAGUUCAACGCUUUUCUAAAGAACUCCUCGUUUUUUAAACUCGUAUUUGUAGUCUAAAACCCAUUAAACCAGUUGUUAAACUUAGACUCGAGCUUACCAGACACAAUUUCAUAACGUAAAAUUAAAAUAAAAUAAAUAAUAAUAAUAACAAUGGUAAAAAUUCACCCAGGCAUCUUUUAAGGCACCUAUAACGACAGGGGUCUUGCCUGCUGACAGUAUGGCUGCCUUCAGCAGGGGAAGGCAGGGGAUAAAAUCUCUCUGCUGGUUUAGGACUUUAAUAUCUACAAGAAACUUUUCAGCAGGUAAAUUUGAUUAUGACCUCGUGGUCAUUGGUGGAGGCUCUGGAGGGUUGGCAUGUUCAAAAGAAGCUGCCCAAUUAGGGCAGAGAGUUGCUGUCUUGGACUAUGUCGAACCUUCACUAAAAGGCACGAAGUGGGGUCUUGGUGGCACGUGUGUGAAUGUCGGCUGUAUUCCAAAGAAGCUUAUGCAUCAGGCGGCACUGCUUGGCACUGCUGUCAAAGAUGCUAGGAAGUAUGGCUGGCAAAUCCCAGAAUCCCUGUCACAUGACUGGUCAACAAUGGCUGAGGCUGUCCAGAACCAUGUGAAGUCUCUAAACUGGGGUCACAGAGUUCAACUACAAGACAAGAAGGUGAAAUAUUUGAAUAUGAAGGGCAAUCUGGUGGAUAAACACACUAUCAGAGCUGUAAAUGCCAAAGGGAAAGAGAUGACAGUGACCGCCAAAAACAUUGUGUUAGCUACUGGUGGACGGCCGAAGUACCCUACACAUGUCCCAGGAGCCAUGGAGUUCGGGAUCACAAGUGAUGAUGUCUUCUGGCUCAAAGAGUCUCCCAAAAAAACGUUGGUUGUUGGUGCCAGUUAUGUAGCGUUGGAAUGUGCCGGCUUCCUUACAGGCAUUGGACUGGACACCACUGUGAUGGUGCGCAGUAUCGCCCUCCGGGGGUUUGAUCAGCAAAUGUCUGGUUUAGUCACAGACUACAUGGAGGCCUAUGGCACCAAGUUCUCCUGGAAGUGUACACCAAAAAGCAUAGAAAAGCUCCCAUCUGGGAUUCUUCGCGUCACAUGGAUGAAUCUAAACACUAAAGAGGAACAUCAAGACACCUUCAACUCAGUACUUUGGGCUGUAGGCAGAGCAUCUGAAACCAAGACCCUCAAUUUGGACAAGGUUGGUGUGGAGAUCAACAUAGAAACAGGGAAGAUAAUCGUAGCUGCUGACGAAGCCACAUCCGUGCCGAACAUUUUUGCUAUCGGAGACAUCGCUGAGGGUCGUCCUGAGUUGACCCCGACAGCCAUUAAGGCUGGAAAGCUCCUGGCCCGCAGACUUGUGGGCCAUUCCACUGAGCUCAUGAAUUAUGACAACGUGGCCACUACAGUGUUCACUCCACUAGAGUAUGGCUGUGUAGGUCUGUCUGAAGAAGAGGCUGAAAGGAGACAUGGAAAAGACCAGAUUGAGGUAAAAUACAGCAUUUUUGCCAUGGUCCAGUUCACUGUAGCAUGGAAAAGAGCAACCAGAAUAAUUGUGGUUUGUCUACGGGAGGGUGAUCAGCGUGUGCUGGGUAUGCAUUUUACCGGACCGAGCGCUGGUGAGGUCACACAGGGCUUUUCUCUGGGCUUCCAGUGUGGGCUUACCUACGAACACCUCAGGAAUACGGUCGGAAUACACCCCACCUGCGCCGAGGAGCUCAUCAAGCUCAACAUCACUAAACGCUCCGGUCUUGACGCCACAGUAACAGGCUGCUGAGGUUAAGCAUCCCCUCCCUGAUCGCUCGAGCACACGGGAACCCAUAAAAAGGUUGUGAUAAUGUGAGUUAGCAGUUGCAGGAAGCAUCUCAUGAAAUCUGUCUCUCAGUUUUUACUUUAAAAGCUCUUCUGAAACCGAGACUUUUAAACCACAGAACCAGAUCUAUUUCGUUUAAUAUAUGAUAUUUAAAAUAAUAAUUCUGGAGGUCAGUACUAACAAGUAUGUCCUUCUUUGCCACUGUGAUGUAUUGUUUUUAAACCAAGUCCAGGAGAGUUCGGCCAGCUUUUUACCACAGGUCAAGAUAAUCCAAUAAAGUCCUCGUGUUUGCUCUCCAGAAUAAGAACGCAGAUCCAGGUUAGAGCAACACAAACCGCAAGCGCCUCUGCGAACAGAUAAACACGACCAUAAAUCAGAAUUAAGGCCCCAUUACAGUUUGCUGAAAUGAGAAACGUUGGAGAAAGUGGCCUAAUGUUUCUGAAAUAUAUUCUGCAAAUAUUGUUGUUUCUCUGGCUGUACUUCCUGUCCAUUAGUCAUGCGCCGCUCCUGACACUGAUGGAUGGGAUAGGCCCGUCGCUGCGCUGACACCACCCCAUUUCCCAGGGACGUAGACAAACACUCGGUGAGCGGCGUGUCACUCAAACGCAGAACCCGGUCGUGGACAGAGUGAGCGCUUGUUUAGUCCUGGACUUCAGGAGGUUCCCCAGUGCACAGGGGGAGCAGAGAGUACACAGUACAAUAACAUACUCUCCUGCCCUUGAUCUCUCUGGGUAAAAACCUGAAAGUCCAAAGGAGGCAUCAGUACCGCUGGCUACCUAAAGGUGGCAGUGUUAGCUUCCUUUUCCUCCUGUUCUUCACUCGCACAUGUGAGGAUAAAAAUCUCUGAGCUGUGUAGUCAUUAUGAAUUCGAGCCACAGUUAAUCACUGGCAGAAUGUUAAGAUUAAUCGAACACUUACUGGGCAUUUAUCGCUCCAUAGGUUUAGCUUAUCUGUUGUUUGUGUACUUGGCUAAUAGCUUUGGCCCACGGUGCUGGCGCCCGCUUUGAGGGAAGGUAAACUGCAACUAUUCCCAAAAGUUCAAUUCAUUUUGUGACAGGAAAUCUGUGACAUCUGUGUACUUUCAAACCAGAUAACGUAUGAAAAGCAUAUGUGAAUUUUGAAAUACAUUGAUAUGUAAAGUCAGUAGAUGCAAGUGCAAUUAUAAUGAAACAUUUUUCAGAGCUCUCAAAGGGGUAGUUCAACCAAUAAUGAAGAUUAUUUUAUUUACUCAUUCUUAUGUCAGUCCAAUCCUGUAUAUCUUUGUUUAUUCAUCAGAAAACUGAUGAAGGCAUUUUGAAUUGUAAUGGUUGCUCUUUUGUCCAUUUAAUUAGAAUAGAGACUGCUUAAAAAGCAUGCCGAAGCAUCAUACAAUUGAAUGAAAUUUGCAAUGAAAUUUAGUUGUUUUUGACUGCAAAUAUUCCAUCUUAGCUCUCUUUGCUGCGUUCAUGAGAAGAGAAAAGUUGCGGUGCCCAGUUCUUAAACGAAUCAUUGAGUCUUAUUGAGUCAAUAAUUCAGUUAAUCCGCAAAACAAGUCCGCAUGUUUCUUUCACAAAUUGGACUGAUCUGUUUUUUUUUUUUUAAUUCAAAAUCAAUAACCAAUAAGUGAAUAACAGCUUAAAGUUCUCUGUCCCUCACACAAAGCAAUCAUAUGACUUCAAAAGACUUGGAAUACAGCGCAUGAGUCGUAUGAGCUACAUUUAUGAUUCUGUAAUGAUUAUUUUAUGUCCUAUUUUUACAGCUUGAAUGUUUCAGUCCAGUUCACUGUAGCAUGGAAAAGAGCAACCAGAAUAAUUGUUUCAUGCAAGCCUUUACACAGAAGAAAUACAGGUUUAGAAGAACAUGAGGGUGAGUAAAUAAUGGCAGAAUUUUCAUUUUUGGACAAAAUAUGGGUUUAAUAAUA